GUCUUUCCUUCUGCAAAUGUAAGUGAUGCCCUUUCCCCCCCAUCACCCCUCCCUUUCCUUUAUUAUCUUCAACAUCCCCAUCCUCCUCGCUUUCCGUUUCUUGUCACCGCUUCUUCACGUCUGACCCUCCAUAGCUUGUCUUGUUCACCAGGACCUAUAGCUUUGAGCGUUCUAUUGUCGGAAACUUAUGCCUCACGCAGAAAACGGCAUUAUGGGCGAGAAUUCUGUCAACGGGGAGACUAUCCACUCCCAAUUCCUCGAUCAUUUGACAUCCUAUCCUGUUGUUUCCGACUCUAUCACCGUCAUCAAGACCAACAAGUACGCCGCGAAGUCUCUGGAAUAUGCCGACCAAGGCUACUCUCGCUUAGCCAAGCCGUUCCUCCCUUACUUCUCCAAGCCGUACGGCUUUGUUGCUCCAUAUGUCGCGCGCGUAGAUACCCUCGGAGAUAAAGGUCUGAGCAAGGUUGAUGAAACAUUUCCAUUUAUCAGGGAUGAUACAACCACGCUCAAGGGAUCGAUUAAAGAUGGCGUCUCAUUCCCAGUGCGAUUCGUUUAUGACCUCAAGGGUCAUGUUUUUGACACCUACAGUUCGGAGUACAAGAAGUGUGGCGGGGAUGGAAUGGUUGCGAGCGGCAAGGCCGUGAUCACCACCGGCUUGGUGCUCUCGCAGGAGUCGCUAGCCUAUAUCAGCUCCUUGCUUCAGGCCAAGAAAGCCCAAGUUAAGGAUGCAGUCAACGAGAAGACUGACAACUAAACGCUUGCAAUUGGAAAAUCUUUAUUCCUGUUUCAACUGGUCUGUUCUCUUGCGAUGUUGUAAUCGUUUUGCGUGUUUGUCGUUUAGAUCGUUUUGCUCUGGGAGGCCUGUCUCCUUUAUUCGGUUUGUCUUGGACAUAGGCGGUUGCGUUCAAUUCUCCACGUGCUCAUGCGGCUUGCAUUGGAUACAUACACUGGCUCAAUAAUGAUAGCUAAGGAUUAAUUGACUUUUUUAUGCAAUGUCCGUGCUAGAGGUCCGUGGUACAUCGGUAACAAAGAAGCAAAAAAAGUAAUAUCACAAAAAGAUCUCCCCGACUGGGAGUCGAACCCAGGUCUCCCGCGCUUGUUCCCGAGAGGGAUUGACAAGCGGAAAUCAUGACCGUUAGACCAUCGAGGAUCUUC
Molecule: messenger RNA, 1155 nt
Organism: Aspergillus welwitschiae
Lineage: Eukaryota; Fungi; Ascomycota; Eurotiomycetes; Eurotiales; Aspergillaceae
Product: putative pathogenesis associated protein Cap20
Exons: 3
Coding region: 188-754 (188 amino acids)
Source: RefSeq, a predicted model, not a curated record